Messenger RNA from Folsomia candida, 5086 nucleotides. RefSeq lists its product as uncharacterized. The record is from RefSeq and is a predicted model, not a curated record. The transcript is spliced from 8 exons. The coding region runs from base 1566 to 4787 and encodes 1073 amino acids. Lineage: Eukaryota; Metazoa; Arthropoda; Collembola; Entomobryomorpha; Isotomidae. Gene Ontology annotation, molecular function: protein binding.
UAUUACACUUCUCGACCGGACCACGUUCUCCAGUCCAGCAAAUACAUAAACUACCACCAACCAGCUACACAAACAGUGUGACUGUGAGUGAAGUCGGAAAAAGCACGGCACAGCAGAGAAUACUUAUGUACUGCGGUUCUCCCCAAUAAGACUUAAACUCAAGUCAACUUGGCUUCACAUUUUUUUUUCAAACGGCACAGAGUAAAACCAUAUUUCAGUCGAGUCGAGAGUGAGAUUGGGAAAGGCAGCAAACGUCCAGUGCGCAGGCAGGCAGGCAGUCGAGAGAUACGUACAAAAACGGGGAAAGCGAAACCGUUUUUCUCAGUUGAGAUUCUGAUUCUGCACCGACAGAGAGUCAUGAAUAACCCGGGUAGUAGCGGAGAAGUGUCUCAGGGGAAAUAACGGGAUCAACGUAUUAUUACGAAGCCUGAGUCGGUUUGUUCCCACAGCCAAACCUUUAGUAACAAAGUUGCCGUCGAUUGUAAAACAUGUCCGAGUCUGACUUUCUCCCAGUCUCAAAAAACUUUCCAAGAAUCUUACAGAAUUGAAUACUCAUUCAAUCUGAAAUUGAUUAAGUUUAGAUAAAAGUUACGUAAAAGUCUUUGGAGAAAAAGAAGAUAUGAUUUUCUAAAGAAAAUCUGAACAGUGUAUAAUAAUAAAGGAAAUUAUGAUUUUAAGAAAGUGGGGAAAAGUGAAAUUUUGAAAAUAUUUAUUUACUUUGCAUCUAUUAGAUGUACAUUCUUAAUUGAAAAGGUGAUCCUAGUCUCAAACUUUGUAAAAAAACUACUAUUUCAAUUCGAAAUUGAUCAAGUUCAUCUAAAAGUUUGAAGUGUUUUAAAAAAUAUAUAAUUUUUUAAAGAAAAUCUGAGCAGUGUAUAAAUAAAGGAAAUUAUGAUUGGGGAAAAGUGAAAUUUUGAAAAUAUGCAUCCACGUGAACUCAGGAUCCUCGGGGAAAAGUGAAAUUUUGAAAAUAUACAGUUUGCAUCCACAUAAACUCAAGAUCCUCCUAUUUUCACUCUCUUAAUUGAAAACGUCAAGAGUUACAUAACAAAACAAAUAUAUUGCGACAAUAAAAACGUGUGAACUGCAUUGCAUAAGAACAAGAUCAAGAACAUUGGCCGGGUGAAUAAGUAAGUAAGCAAAGCCCACAUUUCUUUACACACUUUCCCCGAGAAACACGACACUUAACGUGAUUGAGCUGGACAACAAGGCGUGAACAACUAGUGUAAAUCUGGCACUGAACUAGUGUCCUCUCUAGAAAUACAUCCAUAAGUCGCAUGGAAUAUAUUGACUCUGAUCAACCAAACCAAUCUCACUCGACUCACCGAUUACAUGAAUAUGCUUGACCUAAGUGAAAGCAAGUAAAAGCAAAACUUGGAACGCUUUGAUUCUGUCCCUCUAAAGGCAAAUCCAAUCUCAUCCAAAGUGUUCUUAAAGUGAGCGUAAAUUGAUUCUCAAGAAGGACGGACACCGGGUGGACGUGGACGUGGACAAUCCACCCACCGAGAGAAAGCGGCAUAAUACUUUCUUCCCAAGAAACUGAAUGAACUAAACCCGGCCUCACGAUGAGGUCGACUUUGACACUAAUCCUGACAAUUCUGGCAACUUUUUGCCAAGCCGAGUGUCCAAUAGAGUGCUAUUGUGAUCGCCAAGUGACAACCUGCACGGGGGAUAAAUUAUUACGAGAUUUCCCCAAGUUUUCCCAAGACCUGGCAAGUAGGUUGGAGUUGCACGAGUACACGGUCAGCUACUUGAGCAGGGAAGACUUUCUCCAAAUUAUUUCAAACCUUAGUGAACUAUCCUUCACGCGAAAUUCCCUCGAGUCGUUUCACAAUCAGACUUUCUCCUUGCCCAACGAACCCGCCACACCGUCAACAAGGCAGAGUGAGAACCACUUUUCUUCGCCUCGUUCAUCUUCCCAAAAUCUGGAGAAGGACGCUUUGAAACUCAGAAUUCUAGAUUUGAGUCAGAACAAGUUGGUGUAUUUUGUGGGUGGUGGGCGCCUCCAGAGGCUCAAACUCUUGGACUUGUCGUCCAACGAGCUCCAACAGGUCUUCAACCUGGGUGCCAUCGAGCGGCUGGAAAGCGUUAAUCUUCGCGAUAAUAGGAUUUCAUUCCUUCAACCUGCGACCUUUCAGGGUCUAAAAUACCUCCAGUACAUAAAUCUGGACACGAAUAGUUUAAGCUCCGUUGACCCCUCUACUUUCUCCAACCUUCCGGCUUUGGCCCAUUUAAUCUUUUCAUCUAACCCGGUGACCAACCUGGUGUCCGGAUUCUUGUGGAAUUCUCGGGUUCAAUUCGUCGACGUAUCGCACGUUGGAUUAACCUCGAUUCCGAGCAGUUUGACAAAGACGGUUCGCGACUUCCGCUUGGCGAACAACAACCUGACAAUCAUUCGCCAGACUGAUUUCGAAAGCUAUCCGAACGUGGGUCUCCUCGUUUUGGAUGAAAAUGCGAUCGAGACCGUGGAAGACGAUGCCUUUGGAAGGCUCGACUUCUUAACGCGUCUCUGGAUGAAUGGCAAUCGGUUGCGCCACAUCCCCCAAAACCUGCCCCCCUUCUUACAAUCCCUCCACCUCGAAGGCAACCUCAUAUCCAACCUGACCUCCACCGACUUUCACAACUUACACAACCUCCAAGAACUCAACCUCCACGGAAACCGGAUCCCAUCCCUGCCCCCCUUCAUAUUUUCCGAGCUCUCCUCCCUCACCUCUUUGGACCUUCGCUCCAACGAAAUCGACGUCCUCUACCGCCACACUUUCACCAACCUGUCCUCCCUCCGAACCCUGGACGUGUCUCAAAACCCGAUAAAAGUGAUUGUAACCGGUGCUUUCUCCAAUCUAGUUAAACUUUCUCUCCUCCACUUAUCCCGCCUCGAGUUCCCCAUCGAAUUCGACCCGAGCUCUUUGAUGACUCCUUUGCAAUCCUUGCAAAUCCUGCUGCUCGACGAUUCGCCCCAUUUCGCCCAAAAACUGGUCCACCAAAACCCGGUCUCCCUUCCGCAGAAUUUGCACGAGCUAAAUUUGGAACGUUGCUCGUUGACAGAUUUUAACGCCGUGUCCACCGCCCUGGCAGAACUCAAUCUCCGCAUCAUCAAGCUGGCUGGGAAUCCGUGGGACUGUCGCAAUUUGUUCGGGUGGUCGUCCUCAUCUCUAAUGAGAGUGGUGGACGGACCGGAAUGCGACCAGCCUCCCAAUCUCAGAGGCGUGCUACUUUCCUCGCUAAAUUUCUCCUCCGCAGUCGGACUACAAACUACGGCUCCGGAAGGUUUGGGAGAAGAGGAAGGGAAUUUCGAGGAGGAAAAUAAUUUACUUGAUUUUACAGAACUGACCCCUGACUUGGGAGUCUCGGAGGAGGAGGUAGAGAAAGGAGACGGUGAAAGUUAUGGGUCUAGUGUACCACCAACCUCCACGAACGACGAGGACAUUAGUGGCACGGGGAACCUUCAUACGAGUGCAGGACCCAAGCCUGCUGGUUCGCUAGACAAAGUGACAAAUGCCUCGAAUACUGAGAAUACUAAUUCUCCUGAGAAUGCACCACAUGCUCUUGAUGCUAAUGUUAAUCCGGUCAGAUCCACUUCAUCCUCAGUAGUUCCUGGUCCUCGUCCAGGCAGACUUUCACCCUCGCCCACGAGUCCUACUGUUCACGGUGAAAGUGGCCCCAGCACAAAAAAUGAGGCUACCUCGCUACGAGUUCAACAUCACCCAAAUCCGACGCCACCUUCAGUAGCGGUAGAAAUGUCGAAUGGUACAGUGUCCAAAUCCCAAAGUGUGCUUGGUGCUGCUGGUCGGCCAACAAAUGGGAAAGCCUCUCCAACAAAUCGUUUCGAUGAUUCGUUCCGAAGUGAAGGCACAGAUACGAUCAUCAUGCCUCGAAUCGAUAGCCGUCCCAGCAACGGUCCUCUUCCUCCCACUGCCAGAAACAGUGAUACUGGUCCAGCUGGCCUCUCCGAUUUGGACGACGCAGUGCCCACCAGAUCCUAUUUUGAUGACUUCAAUUCGAGAGGUUCUGGAACAAAUAGCAUAAGUCUCGGUGGUGGUCGUGGUGGAGAAAGUGGUGGUGAUAAAAAACUAACAAUUUCCUCCUCCGAAGAAGGAGCAGCAGCAGUGAGAACAGCGUCGUCGUCUCUUGACAAGACAAAGACAAAUGAUGAUAACACAAUUAUUGAUGAGGGCGGGAGGAGGAGGAGUGCUUCGAGCAGUGGUGGUGAUACGAAUGAUGAAGAGGAAACCGCUCCAAAAUCGAUUGAUGGAUUUCCGUCUGACGUGGAUGGACUAUCCGAAGCCGCUUCUUCAUCCGCAUCCAAGUUGCCGACAGCGGGUCGAAAUCGGGAUGGAAAACCACCACCUAAAGCUUUCCAUUUGCGCCGGGAGAGCCAACCGAGUCCUUCGGCGGCCCAGAUGGAAUCCACGAGUGGUGCAAUCAUCGUUAAAACAGUCGUAAUUUCAGCCACAGUCUGCCUUGUCUCCGUUCUACUGUUGCUUUCACUGAGCUUCGCCGUGUACAAAGUUUCCCAGAGACGACAAUCUCCAACUUUUAUUUGCGGUGCGGCCACCCGCAGAAAAUCGGAAGACGAAGAAGACGCUUCAUCUCCGACCGGCGCAUCCCGCUACACGGCCACGUCCUACACUCGUUUCGGGAGAAAGUCUGACAGAAGUCGAAGUAGUUGCAAUCAAAAUCUUGCAGACUUUGACUCGGAUUCUUCGGACCAAGUUGAGUUAAGGAGUGGAAUUACCAAUCGACUCUACUUCUCUGCCGAGAAUGAAGAGAUCUACCACAUUACGUAGCGGGCGGAACGGCUGUCUUAUAUCCUCACACCCGCCCAUCACACACACACACACACUUUCACUCUCUCUCUCUUCUCACUUUCUCUCUCUCUCUCUCUCUGUUACACCAUUCCCAUCAACUUCAAUUUCUCGAAGGUUAAAUAAAGCUGAAAGGGGCAGAGGUGGGCAAAAUACUGAGUUGAAAAAUAGAGUAUUUUGAGCCAUGUUGUUCCCAGAGUUUGGAUUUCCGGGGCUGUUUCACCAAAAAAAAGACGAGAAUCUACGUGGAGAAGGCAACCGUCAAUCGAGAGUACAGGUUU